Molecule: messenger RNA, 1365 nt
Organism: Nylanderia fulva
Lineage: Eukaryota; Metazoa; Arthropoda; Insecta; Hymenoptera; Formicidae
Source: RefSeq, a predicted model, not a curated record
ACCACUAUCACAACAAAUAAACAGGAAACAAACACAAUCAGGAUCAUUUGUUCAUGAUGUACGCAGCCAUCGCCUGUCCACACAUAGAGAAGAAUUGAUAAAAGAAAAGGAAAUAAUGCAGUCUCUAAAAAUCAUUAUGGAUCAACUACGUCGAAUGGAAGAACGACAAAUUUCUAUAGAAAAUAAAACCGAUGAAAAUGCAAAAACUAUAAAAAGAUUAUUAAAAGAAUCUACAAUGAAGAGACCAACAAAGCCACAGGAGGUCUCAUUUAAAACUGUGGAUGAUUUCUUGGCCUUCGAAGAAGUUGAUGAAGAAAUUUAUAAUGAUUUGGUGGGAUACUUCAUUUAUCUUGGACGAGCCAAUCCAAUAGAUUGCGCCGCGGAAUAUUUUCGCAGCGUAUUUCCAGAAGACGAGGAGGUUUCAUCAUACCUCACUCUAAAUGGAAAAAGUGGACAACGAGGGGGCUGUAAAUUGCGGGACAGUCGCUUCGCUCAGGCAUGUCAAGAUGCUAUGAACUCAAACAAAUAUUUUAUUAAUCCCAACAACGUCGAAUUUUAUGACGCCCUGGAAAAGGCUUUAAAAAGUCUUAAAACCAGAAAAUGGCGUUACAAUAAGAAACGACGCCAAGAAAAUGAGGAGGACGUCCCACCAAAUCGACGCCGCCGAAUAGACAACGAAGAUGAGAAAACUACAGAAUUUGAAGAUAUCGUGGAGACUGAGCAGGAGAUCGAUGAUGACGAAAACUUAGAGAACGAUUCACUUGGUGGCAACGAUGAACUAACAGAGACUCAACACACGGAGGAAACUGAGGAGAUUGAAGAUACGGAGGACGCUCUCUGGGAUGAGGAUAACAUCGCUGAAGAAAUCCAUGAAGAUGCUGAAAUGGAAAAUUACGUGGACGACGAUAAGAUCCAAGAGGACACAGAACGCGUAGACGAUAUGGAAGUACUGAAGUACUUAACAGAAAGUAAUGUAUGGUCAACAUAAUAUUUUUUUAAGUACUUUGGAGAAGCAGUAUCAAAUUUGGGACGUGCUUCACAGGGAUCGGCGGGGAGGGGCCGUUCUCACCUCUAAUUUAUUUGUUUUCUGUUUCAGGUAAAGCCUUGUGUCCACGAUCCGAGAAUUCGGUCCGAGAAGUUUGUAGCCAAUAAAAUAGCCGCUUUUCUGUAAAAGCUGCAAAUUGAUUGGUUACAAACUUCUCGGUCCGAGAACUCGGACCAAAUUCUCGGAUCGUGGACACAAGGCUUAAGAUAUGGAGGGGCAAAUUUUUUGGUUGUGCCUCACAGGAAAAGGCGGGGAUGGGGCCUUUUCCCCAAAAACAAAAUAAUAAUAGGAAAAAUUAAUAAACCUGAAAAAUAGGCCAG